Messenger RNA from Schistocerca gregaria, 3033 nucleotides. RefSeq lists its product as uncharacterized. The record is from RefSeq and is a predicted model, not a curated record. The transcript has 6 exons. Lineage: Eukaryota; Metazoa; Arthropoda; Insecta; Orthoptera; Acrididae. Bases 68 to 607 code for a protein of 179 amino acids.
GUCGCCUUGCUCGUGUUGGAGGCGGACCGCAGCUGCCGAGGAGGUCCGUCCGGGCAGCCGCCAGGCCAUGGGGGGACACCUGCCGAGGAGCGGCGCCGCGCGCGGCAGCAAGUGCGCGCCGCCGUGCGGGCCAGAGGCGGCGUGCAGACAUUUCCCCAACAGCACGUCGCUCUGCGUGUGCGUGCACGACGCCUCUCCGGCCGUACAGGGUCGCAAGUGUCCGCGUGUCGCAAUUCCCGUGUCGCUGCGGUCAAUUCCAGUGAUAGUGCCGACCAAUGGGACAAACGGAUCGCUGUGGCGCACAUCUCUCCAACAGCUGCCCCCCAAGCCCACGGCGCCGUCGUGGGCGGCCGGCACGCUGCAGACGGCGGCGGCCGUGUCCCUGCUGCUGGUGGCGCUGCUGCUCAGCACAGCCGUCACCUGCAUCUGGCGGCGCCUGCUGGCGGUGCGGGCCGCUGCUGUGCCUAGCGCUGCCCCGCCACAUUCCACGUUGUCGGACGGAGAGGACGGGCUGAGCGGUGCAGAGGAGUGCCUGCUGGAGGUGGAGCGCGACACGGCGCACGACGCCAGCCGGCGGCCACGCCCACCAGCCCCCGCUCCCUCGUGACGACAUCCGCUUCCUGCACCAGUCGGGCGCCGGCUGCUGUACACAGAAUUCCAUGUCAGCGAACAACUGUGUUUGACAUGAACGAGUCGUCUUCUAAUAGCAUGACUGGAUCCUGCUCUAUGUUCUCUGAUGACACAUCAGAGUUUGAUGGGUGAUGGCAGUUGCAGUUUUGGAGGCUGGUGUUAUGUGACCACCUAAACUUUUUACUGUCCACGAGGACCAUAAGGAUCAUUUUUACUUUCCUGCAGCAACCUUUAUUCACCAAAGUAGUAAUCAGUGAAGCCAAUUGCCUGCAAUUGUUUUAUUCACUUCCAGUUCAAAUGCUCCUAUGUUAUGACAGCUCUGUAAAAUUUGAAACAUUCUGUGUACGAAGGCCUUGGUCUUUAAUAGAAUGGGUGUGUUAUGUAUGUCUCCCAUGCUCUGCCUACAGUCAGAACAAUUUCCCAUCCAAAAGUAAUCUGGCAAAAUCAUUUACUGCUAUGGAUCUGGCACCUCACAUAGAACAUAGAUGCAACAGAAGUAACAUAAAUAGGAACUACAUACAGACAAUGUAAUAAUUUGUACAUAACAGCAGUUGCUGGCAGAAGGGAUAAUGACACCAUAACAUUCAACUAAAAAGAAACAGUGAUCCUGUUGCAGACUUCUAGUGAAAGCUUAUGUUAAUAUGGAAAGUAUUACUGAUACAUAAAACAGUACAUUAUUCUAAGGAAAAUGUGAAAAUAUUUACAUAGCUCAAAACUACUUACUCUCAUGCAAUAAUAAGAAUGCUGUCCUUACAUGCUACUGAAAAUGGAAGUGAUAUGGAAUGAUGCACAAAUUUUUUCCCCUUCAUUAUUUCACUUCUUCAAAUCUUCAGAGUGAUUAGCACAGGCAGCAGCGUGCUCCUGUUGUCCAAGAAACACUGCCUAGCUAAAACAUCAACUAUUAUCUGGUGAUGACUUACAAUAACAGAAGUUCAUAAUGCAAUUAAAAUAUGGUAGAGGAUUGUCAAAGUAUGUGUUACAUAUUUGUUCAAUCAUGACCAAUUAAUCUGUGACAGAAUAGUUCUGUAAUUUUAUAAUUACUGUAACUGUUAUUUUAUACACAUAAAUCUAUGUGAAAUACAUUGUUUGAAAACGUUAAAUAUCUUUGUUUCAUUUUAAAACAGCUCUGAUGGUGAUCUUGGUUUUGUUGAAAAAUGGAUAAUCAUGAAAAUGACUUCACAACUGAAAAUUGGUGAAUGCAGUAUUAAUAUCUUAAAGAAAAGAUAAACCUAGUAAGAGGACAGCAAAAUGGAGAGGGGGGGGGGGGGGGGGGAGGACAUGGCAGCAGGUGGUUAAGGGUUGAAAGGAUAGAUACAUAGCAAGACAUUUCUCUUGUGAAAUUAAGAGAAUGGAAUUUUGUACAUUAUGAAAAGGAGAUGAAAGGACUUGGCAGCAGAAGGUUGGUAGAGACUGGGUGGGGAGAGGUCAUAAUGACAUAUCAGGGAGCUGAAACUUGUUUCAAGAGCUAGAUAUUAAUUAGUAUCAACUUGUUAUGUAAAAUCAGUCUUUCAAAAAUAAGAGUUAAUGGCAAGCAUAAAUAUGUUAAUAUAUCUACAACUAGAUACUUGAGUUCAAGGUGGUAGGUGGAGAGCAUGUUGCUAAAAAUAUUAAGAAUGACCAUUUCAUGCUACAAAUCAUAUGAAAGUAUUGAAAUUUCUUCUAAAAUGUCCUAUUAAAAAGUAUGCUCCUCCAAAAUUUGUGACAUAAUUUAACAUAAAUCCAGUUUAAUAACAAAGCUGUCUCUUCCUCAAUAAUAGCCGCUUUUAAUUAUGUAAAUAAUUUCCUAGUGCUGUUGUACCACACAACUUAUAGUUUCUCCUACAUUUAGUUAUACGAUAUAUGUUAAUAAAGUUGACAGAAAUUCCUUCAUUAAACAUAAGAUACGUAAUUUUCAGUAGAAGCAUUAACAAGGACAAACCCAGUGACAGAGAGCUGUAUCACUUCAGUAUCAGUCUGAAGAAAUCCAGUACUUGUAACAUGUACUGACUAGUAGCAACUGUGUUGAGUGCCAUCUGCUUUGAACUCUCACAAAUAUUUCAUCAGUCACCUCAAAACAUACAAGCAUGUACCCACCUCUGUGUCAGAUACUGGGUACUGUUGUGGGUUAAUGUUCUUUCACAUCAAAAAUUUAUACAGUUUCAGUAUAUGUUUUGAAGCUCAUUCCAUCUGGAACACAGACUGACAAACAAAAAUCCUGCUCAUUACAACAUUAAGUGUACAUUUUAUUUUACAAUUAAAAAUUGUAUGGACAGGCCUCUACCAUAUAAGCAUUAAAAUAAGGUACAUAACAAUAAUGUAUUUGAUGAUGUUGAUGUAAUUAAAUGGUCAAUUAACACAAUAAUAUUACAAGUAUUAUUUUAAUACAUUUUCACUUUGAAAUACAAGUAUUAUUUUUUAAUGUAA